Messenger RNA from Oryza sativa Japonica Group (Japanese rice), 1196 nucleotides. Its product is annotated as EID1-like F-box protein 3. The record is from RefSeq and is a predicted model, not a curated record. NCBI's taxonomy places the organism in Eukaryota, Viridiplantae, Streptophyta, Magnoliopsida, Poales, Poaceae.
UGCCAUUGACAAACACCCUAAUCCAAGAAAUGCCAUCGACGAACGCGACUUCCAGCAAAUGCCAUCGUACGAGCCAUUUUGUCCCAAAAAUGCCAUCGCCGUCACUUUCACUCUGUUAGACACCGUUAAUUUUGUCAAAAUGACCAAAUUACCCUCCUCAACAAAGGAUAAAUCCCCUUCUCUUCCAUCCCAUCGCCGGCCACUAUUCCUCCCCUCCACUUCAAUCGCCAGCUCCCGAUGGGCGACAGCGGCAAGGCGACGCUCCCAGGCGGUGGCACAUCAGUUCCAGGCGUCGACGCGACGGGCGGCGAGGAGGUGGCAGGCGGUGGCGCGGGGCUCCCAGGCGGCGGCGCGGUGGUCCCAGGCGGCGCCUGUGGCAGCGGUCCCAGGCGUCGACGUGACGGGCGGCGAGGAGGUGGAAGGCAGCGGAGCGUCGGUCCCAGGCGGCGGCGCGUCGGCAGCAGGCGUCCGCGCGGUGGUCCCAGGCGUUGACGCGACGGGCGGCGAGGAGGUGGCAUGCGGCGGCGCGGUGGUCCCAGGCGGCGGCGCGUCGGCCGCAGGCACGGUGGUCCCAGGCGACGGCGCCUCGGCAGCAGGCAUCCGCACGACGGUCCCAGGCAUCGACUCAUUGGGGGAGGUUGGCCGGUGAUGGCGAAGCUGCUCUUCUUCUGCUGCCGCGCGGCCGCCGCCGUGCCGGGCCACUUUGCGAGCACGCGGUCGGGCGGCCGCCCGUGCUCCGUCGAUGUCGUCUUCACUACGAAUAGCUGUCAACACGCCGUCGCUGGCGCAGUGUACGACGACAUCGUGGGCGCGUACCGCGGGUUCAUGCCGUCGCGGACGCGCGCGUUCCUCGUCAUCCACCAUGGCCCGCUCGAGCCGCACGUCCGCUGCCCCUACUGCGGCGCCCACGUCUGGAGCAUGACCGCCGCGGGGCUCGCCCGCCUCUCCUCCUCUUCCUCCAGCGACGGCGAGCGAAGCGCCGACUCCGACUCCAACCACAGCGACGACGAGUCAUUCGCCGCCGCUGACGUGAGCCUCCCACUUCCUCUGGCUAGCCGCGUGUCAGGCCGGCGCCUUCGAGGCAGGCCGGCCAUGUGACGCAUCAAGCAUUAGCGGUAGUUUUUUUUUUACCGGUGGAUUGGGAUAGUAUUAUUUGGAGUGAGGGCAAUUUAGUCAUUCUUGUAAAAUGUUUUGUU